Molecule: messenger RNA, 342 nt
Organism: Coregonus sp. 'balchen'
Lineage: Eukaryota; Metazoa; Chordata; Actinopteri; Salmoniformes; Salmonidae
Source: the annotation of a GenBank genome assembly
GUUGUUUACAAGGGACGCACUCAUCUAUUUGAAGACCAGCUCACUGUGGGAAAUGCCUCACUUAGACUGAGUGGUGUGCAGCCGAGUGACCAGGGCCAAUACACCUGUCAUGUGACAGAUGAACAGGGAAGCACCAAGGAAAAGCUACAACUUCUAGUGGCAGGUAAGUUCCAUUGUUGAUGCAUUGUAUAGUUUAAAUGAUGUUAACUGCCCCUACAAAAGUAUUUAUUAUAUUUCAAACCAGGCCCUUAUGAUGAGCCAAUGAUAUCCGCCCAAGCCACUUGUGAUGGCUUCAUUGUCACCCUCCAUGCCUCUCAUGGGUUUCCCCAGCCAGAGGUACUG